Tupaia belangeri chinensis (Chinese tree shrew) is the source of this 1615-nucleotide messenger RNA. RefSeq names its product histone H1.3. Gene Ontology annotation, molecular function: structural constituent of chromatin; DNA binding. Gene Ontology annotation, biological process: nucleosome assembly. The record is from RefSeq and is a predicted model, not a curated record. The transcript has 2 exons. Gene Ontology annotation, cellular component: nucleosome. The coding region runs from base 67 to 723 and encodes 218 amino acids. Lineage: Eukaryota; Metazoa; Chordata; Mammalia; Scandentia; Tupaiidae.
GGCGCUGGGGACACGCCGUUCUGACAGGCUGAGCUAACUUUUGGCAUUUCUGGCAAAGCAGAAAACAUGUCGGAGACUGCUCCCGUGGCUCCCGCCGCCCCCGCCCCUGCGGAGAAGAGUCCACUGCAGAAGCAAGCGAAGACAGGCGGGGCCGGUGGGAGGACGCCGGCCCUGUCGUUGUCGAAGCUGAUCACGGAAGCUCUGUCCGCGUCGCAGGAGCGAGCUGGCAUGUCGCUGGCCGCGCUCAAGAAGGCGCUGGCGGCCGCGGGCUACGACGUGGAGAAGAACAACAGCCGCAUCAAGCUGGGCCUCAAGAGCCUGGUGAGCAAGGGCACCCUGGUGCAGACCAAGGGCACCGGCGCCUCGGGCUCCUUCAAGCUCAACAAGAAGGCGGCCUCCGGGGAGGCCAAGCCCAAGGCCAAGAAGGCGGGCGCGGCCAAGGCCAAGAAGCCCGCCGGGGCCGCCAAGAAGCCCAAGAAGGCGACGGGCGCGGCCACCCCCAAGAAGAGCGCCAAGAAGACCCCGAAGAAGGCCAAGAAGCCGGCAGCAGCAGCUGGGGCAAAGAAGGUGGCCAAGAGUCCAAAGAAGGCGAAGGCUGCCAAGCCCAAGAAGGCCGCCAAGAGCCCCGCCAAGGCCAAAGCCCCCAAGCCCAAGGCCCCCAAGCCCAAGGCUGCCAAGCCCAAGGUGACCAAGGCGAAGAAGGCGGCCCCUAAGAAGAAGUGAAGGAGCAGCCGCCCGUCCUGCUUUCAAACCUCAAAGGCUCUUUUCAGAGCCACCCAGAGAUCUCGGUUAAAAGAGCUGAGCUGCCUUUGCGAUCCAGGAACCGGCUUCUCGGGGAUGAGAAGAUGUUUCUUCCUUCCACUGUCUCUGAGAUUUGUGCAGCAGCGAAGUCUAUCACAGCGAGCCUCCUGGGAUGAGGACGGCUGUGGUCUCAGCAUGGAAGGUGUGGAUGACAUGUCCACAUUCUCUUACGAGACAGUCAUUUCAGAACAAGUCUUGCAUCUCCCUGUGCUAAGCGCUUGCCUGGCUCCUUUGAAGUACAGGAGGCGCAGUGAGUUCGUGGAUCCACUGAGCGGAGGAGGCGAGGGACUUCAUGGAUCCAGUGAGUGGAGGAGGCGCAGUGAGUUGGAUCCAGUGAGCGGCGGUCCUCCUGUCCCUGUCACUCAUCACUGAAUCAGGCUGAUUUUACUGUUCAGAGACACUGACAUUCUUCCAAUUCUAUCCUCACACCGCAGGGCUGGAAUGAUUCAAGCGCUUUCCCACCAGCUUCCUAACUACUUUCUCCAGCCUAGAGUCAUUACGUUUUGUAAAAACAAGACGAGACAAAACAAUUCUGCAAAAGGAAAACAGAACACACCUUAUUAAAAAGGCCAGCGGUGCUUCGUUUGCAAGGCUCAGGUGCACUCUGGAUCCCGUUUUCCUAAUACUUUGUGCUCACGCUAACAGGCACUAAAAGCUACGAGAAGCACCCUGUUCUGUUUUUUUUUUUUUUUUUCGUUUUGCUCACCUGCAGUUCCUGUGAGAGUGUGUACAGUGAGUGCUUUCAAUUCCAUGUCAGGGUUCAUCUCUGUGAGCAAAUUUCCCUAUUAAACUCCGAUAUUGUGCUUUUAUGGCA